Molecule: messenger RNA, 7393 nt
Organism: Zootoca vivipara (common lizard)
Lineage: Eukaryota; Metazoa; Chordata; Lepidosauria; Squamata; Lacertidae
Gene: GNA12
Product: G protein subunit alpha 12
Biological process (GO): Rho protein signal transduction; adenylate cyclase-modulating G protein-coupled receptor signaling pathway
Cellular component (GO): heterotrimeric G-protein complex; brush border membrane; cytoplasm
Molecular function (GO): GTPase activity; G-protein beta/gamma-subunit complex binding; guanyl nucleotide binding
Source: RefSeq, a predicted model, not a curated record
GGGCGGGGCGGGCGAGAGUCUGCGGCGAGUCGAGCGGUGAGAGCGAAGGCAGAGCGAGUCGCCCCGCUGUUUGCCCCCCCGCCCCCCCCCGCGGGAACGCCAACGGCCGGCAAGUGACGGUUGAGGGUGCAGGGGCGCGCGAGGGGCUUAUUUUCCCGCCCUUUUCUGACGGGUAGGGGGGAGGGAAGAGAAGCCUUUUUUUCUGAGGAGGAAUCGCUGAGGCGGCGGCGGCCGGUUCCUCCCUCCGCCCACCGCGGCGGGCCGCGCCUUCAGCUCCGCCGCCGCCGGGUGAGGAGGGGCGAUGGGCGGGCCGGUGGUCUGCUAGCUCCGCCGCUCUGAGGCGGCGGCCGAGGCCCGAGAGCGGCCCCCGCGGCUCCUCUGCCUGACGCCUCCUCUGCCGUCGUCCUCUCUCCGCGGCCCGCCAUGUCCGGGGUGGUGCGGACCCUGAGCCGCUGCCUCCUGUCGGCCGACGCGGCGUCGGGCCGGGGCGAGAGGCCGCCGGGCGAAGCAGGGAAGGAAGGCGGGCGGGACGCGGAGCGCGAGGCCCGGCGCCGCAGCCGCGAGAUCGACGCGAUGCUGGCCCGGGAGCGGCGCUCGGUGCGGCGCCUGGUCAAGAUCCUGCUGCUGGGCGCCGGCGAGAGCGGCAAGUCCACCUUCCUCAAGCAGAUGCGCAUCAUCCACGGCCGCGAGUUCGACCAGAAGGCGCUGCUGGAGUUCAGGGCCACGAUCUACGAGAACGCCCUCAAGGGCUGCAGGGUUCUAGUCGAUGCACGGGACAAACUAGGGAUCCCUUGGCAGUAUACAGAGAAUGAGAAGCAUGGAAUGUUUCUAAUGGCCUUUGAAAAUAAAGCUGGGGUGCCCAUUGAGCCUUCUACGUUCCAUUUGUAUGUACCUGCCCUGACUGGCCUGUGGAAGGAUGCUGGGAUCAAGGAGGCGUUUAGCCGUCGAAGUGAAUAUCAGCUGGGUGAAUCGGUGAAAUAUUUUCUGGAUAAUCUGGACCGGAUUGGCCAAUUGAACUAUUUUCCCAGUAAGCAAGACAUCUUGCUGGCUAGAAAAGCUACCAAGGGGAUUGUGGAGCAUGACUUUAUCAUCAAGAAGAUUCCUUUCAAAAUGGUCGAUGUGGGUGGACAGAGGUCUCAACGCCAAAAAUGGUUUCAGUGUUUUGAUGGGAUAACAUCUAUACUAUUCAUGGUCUCCUCAAGUGAAUAUGAUCAGGUCCUUAUGGAAGAUAGACGCACAAAUAGACUAGUUGAAUCUAUGAACAUCUUUGAAACCAUUGUCAACAACAAGCUCUUUUUUAAUGUCUCCAUCAUUCUCUUCCUUAACAAAAUGGACCUACUUGUGGAGAAAGUGAAGAAUGUCAGCAUUAAGAAGUACUUCUCAGACUUCAGGGGUGAUCCUCACCGGCUGGAAGAUGUUCAGCGUUACCUGGUACAGUGUUUUGACAGAAAGCGGCGGAAUCGCAGUAAACCCCUCUUCCAUCAUUUCACCACAGCCAUAGACACUGAAAACAUCCGCUUUGUGUUCCAUGCUGUGAAGGAUACAAUCCUUCAGGAAAACCUUAAGGAUAUUAUGUUGCAGUGAAGGAAAACUGUCUAUUCAAACCUAGCCUAGUUGAAGGCCCAACCUUUAUAGCCUAUACGACGGAUUUUUUAAAAAAGAUCCAUGCUGUUACUUGGCUCAAGGAAGCUGCAAAAUAGCCAGUCCCAAUGGAGGAGCAACAAGCAGAAGGAUUGUGAGAGCUCAAGCUAGCUACUGUAUCACUUAACUAAAAAAACAAAAAAAUAACUACUGAAAGUAGUAAGUUGCAAGUGCAGUGCCUUCUUUUGAACUCUGAAUAACAUUAUUGCCUUCUGCCUUUUGAAAAAAUAAUUCUCAGUUUGAAAAAUGACGUAAAGACAUUUUGUGUUUUUUAAUCCACUAUCAUUGUGCAAGAGAGUUUGUUGGUUGUAAAGCCUGUCUGCCUCAUUUGUUUUGGGUGCUGAAUUAACAAAUCCAAUAAGUUCAUUGAUACUUCUAUUUGGAGAAUGCAUUGCAAUAUGUCAAUAUCUAGGUUUGGUGUACACAAAAUUGUUUGCCAGUAACCAGACUGUGCUUGUCAAAAUGAUUAUCCAGCUCUUCUUUGAGACUCUCUACAGUUUCCCUCUUGUAAAAUUUGUAAAUUGAACUUGGGGGCAGAAAUCCAAGACCUGGGUUGGUGCAACACAGGGCUGUACUUUGCACUACAUGUUACAGUGUUUAUUGCAUCGUGGAAAAUAAGGCUUUUAUUUUCUUUCUAUUUUACUUUUCAUAUAGCAUGAGGCGGGAGCUCACACCUCAGAUGCUCUGCUGAGAUAUCAACUCUGUUCUCAAACCUAUAGUUGGGACUAUAGGAAAACUUUCUCUUGACAGAAUAUUAUGUAUGAGACCUAUUAUGGGUGUUCUCAUAAAAGGGAAGCUAAUGCUAUUCCUUAGCCAAAUGUUUAGUAAGCAGAGGCUGCUCAUAGCACUAAAGCAAAAUGCUCUUGAGGUUUCCACUUUACAGCUGCACUGAGUUUGGAAAGAAGAGCUCUGCUUUGAACUAAUCCUUAAUUGUUGCUGUAUGAAUUUACUAGGUUAUAGAAUAUACACUUAAAAUAUUGCAAAUUGUCAAGUUUAAAGUUGCCCCUUUAAGGCUACUACAGAGUACAUGUGAAUUUGCAGGAGGCUGUGAAUAAUGUUGAUGUGAACUUACUUUUUAAUUCUAAAGUGUUGAAUUUAACUAUGGGUGCCUAUUUUGUGUGUACUGAUGUUUCACACUCUGUCUGAUAUGAGGUAUGUAUUAACUACACUAAACCCUACAUUUUCAGUGCUAUAGACUUUAUUCAGGGAUCUUCUUAAACAUAAGAAAUGUUUACCUUACUUUUGGUACCAUACUUGUCAUAUCAAAUUAUAAAGGGCUUAUUCUUUCCUAUAUCAUGCUAUCAGAAUGCUGUAGCUUAUGCCCCUAUGGGACAAUCAUGUCUUACACAGUAGGCAAAACUCCAGGUAUAAAUGCCACCAAUAACACCAAACUAAAACAAAUCUCUCAUGACUUCUGCUUGGACAUAUCCCAGGAUAUGUCCCUGUGGGGAUUACUCACAUUGAUAUAAGCAUGUUUUUGUGUGGUGUACCCUACUUUGAACCUGAAAUUUUUCACGCUUAUAGUGAUGUUUGUGCAAAAUCAAGCUAAGUUUUGGAAAUUAAGAAAGUUUGUCUCCUACUUUUUAUCUAAAACUCAAAUUUUAAUAAGGCAACAACCACAUAGUGACUGCAGAUAUUUCAACCCUUUGAGAUGAAAUUACAUUUGGAGACUUUCUAGUGACACUUGUCUUACUUUCUAGGACCAAUUAUUUUACUUUUUUCAUAUCUGCUUCUAGAAAAUAAAACAAUAUUGCAAUUUUGCCAUGAGUACGCUUAAAUGUUGAAUAAUUUUUCAGGCUAUGAAUGGCUAUUCAAGGGUUAAGGGGAAUGCAUCUCAGCUACUCUUGCAAAUUUCUAUUCAUUGGGUUUCUUCAUUGAUGUCUCUUGAAAACUGAAAUUCCACGUGCCUAAAAAGAUGUUUGAUUUGUGUUUCUCAGAUAGCUAUCUUGACAUGGGAAGUUUCAAGAGCAAUUUAUGAUGUGGAAUAUGUACCUGCUUUUAAAUGAGAAAAUUCCCAUUAGACAUGUUCACAACCCAUGGCAUACUUUAAUUUGGUUCCUAGGCAGUAAUAUACAAUCUAGAAGGAGCCUGGACUAUUCAAUUAAAAAAUUGAACUUGAUGUCUUUUCUACCUGAAAGUGCCUCAGUUUUACCUAUUACCUUUUCUUUGUCCUUAAGUGGCAGAGAGUAGCACAAACAACAAUCUGAACUAUGCCACCAUUUGCAUUUUAAAAUAAAAACUUAGAAAUAAUAUGCUGCAGUUCUCAAAUUGUUCUAUUUCUUACAACUCUGUCUAGUAGUGUAUUUCUUUUUCUGUAUGGCUACCGUAGUAUUUGCAUGUAAAAUGUAUUAUAUUACUGUGUUCCUUUGGUAUCAGAUAGUUACCUUUUGGUAUGAUGGAAGCCCCUUGCUGGGGCAAACUUACCAUAAAGAUUUUGGUAGCCAGAUUAAGGCUGCAGUCCUAAACUAUGUCUACCUAGCAGUAAACCCAAUUGAAUUCUGUGGGACUUGCUUCCCAAUAAAUGGGGAUCAUGAUUGCAGUCAUAAUCAAGUUCAACCUGAUCUACUUAAGAUGCUAUUAGCUCUAGUUCUUCAGCUUCUCAUCCCUUCAGCUGCACGCCUUGGUCAUGAUCACACACUGAUAUAAUUCUUGUGAUUAACAUUGCAGUAGAAGCUUAGCAUCUAAUAGGCAGGAUGUCUUAACAAUUUCAGGAUUUACAGUGCAGUCUGGUUUAAAUAACUAGUUGGAAUCCUAAAAGUAUCUUUUAACAGUAUAGCUUCACACAGAUAAGGGAAACCUCUUUUCUAAUCAUAGCACUGCUCACAUACUGUGUUUCAAUAGUUUGCGUUGAAUUAAAAAAAAAAUUCGCAAUCCAGUACAGUAGUAUUGGGUGCUCUAUAACCAUUAAUUACCCGCUCUUUCUUCCUCUUGCCAAAGCCACAAGACAUUUGCCUUUAAUUGUAACCCUUGAGAACAUUUUGUCCUAAGUACAAUUAGCAGGGAGAGGAAAGAUUUGUUGUUAGAAUACUUGAUGUAAUGAUACUUUAAAGCUGGGAAAUGGGUUACACAUCAGACAGUCUAUUACAGGCCUUGAACUUAUGCUUUGGUAUAUUACAUACCAAACAGGCUUCAGCUUCAGCUUCUCAUUUGUCAGAGGAAGCUUUGCUGUAAAUAAUGUAUAUUGUGCAUUUGGUGUUUUUAGCCAUGGACAAAGAGGAUCCCCCUCUCCAUGUCUUUAACAGGGUGUGUGUGCAUAUAUGUGUAUUUACAUGCAUGUGCACACACAGAUGGAAAUAGACUUUCCGCUGAAAAUCUGUUUAUUUUUAUAUAAACUCUCCAGGAGCAAGGACUUGCCAGAAAAAAAUUGUUUUUCAUGAAAUGGAAGCUGCAAGUUGGCAUGAGUUCACAGCUCCUUUGUUACACUGCAUAUUCAAGUGAACUGUGCACAUGAACAGAAUUGACCAUGUUAGCAUAACAGAAUAUUGUUGAAACUGACUCUUGAGUUUAUCAAUUUAGCAGCUGUGUUAUCCAAAAUAAAGAGUAGCAUUCUGCCAUCCACAUAAAUUUCUAAGGGAUGAAGAAAGAUUAUGGCAAUUGGCCAGUUUGAGGCCCAUUAAAAAAGACUUUCUCUGGCCUCUGAGAUAGUGACUAAAAUACCACCACUGCUGUGGAUAUGGUAGAGGUUUCUACUUCUGCCACCAAUUCAUUUCACUGAUUUAAAGAACCAUUAUCAAUGGACCAGCAAGUUACCUAGGAUUUAGCAAACCUGCCAUACUUUUGGCUCUCUGUAGGCAGCAAUUACUGUAGUCCCAACAACAAAAAUUGCACCAACCCUCGAGGGUUGGUUUUUUGGUGAUGAGCUAAAAGUCUUUUGUUGAGAGGGAGAGAUUUGGAAGAGGAUCUAGUUUCUAGACUUUCAAACAGUGCUGCUUAAGCAUUAACGGUGUGUGUAUUGAAACAAAAUGCAUUGAAACAAAAGCCACCAAUGAAAAGUCUGUAUGCUUUCCCCCAGAAUAAGGAUUUGGCAGCAUAUUAAAACAACAUAUUGGCACUUCUGUAGCUAUUGGCACACACAUUACAAAUCUUUUUUUCAGCCUGCCUGUUUGUUUAUAACUGGGACAUGCAAAUUGAGGUUUCUUCCAGUGUGCUGUUGAGAGGCUUUGGCUAUGCAGAAGGUCUGAUAAAUGUUCUAAAAAGGCAAGCAAGUAUCUCUUCAAAACCAACAAAAUCAAGCCUUUAGCAUUUGGGGCCCUCAUACCUUAAAAAACGGUUCCUUAUUUUACUCCAUUGUGUACUUUCAGAUCAACCAAGACUAUUCUCAUGAUUUAUGUGCCAAGUUCAAACUGCAAAGGCACACAGAAUGGUAUUUUCAGUGGUUGUUCCACAAUAGUAGAAUUCUAUUCCCUUGUCAAAAUACGACCUGAAUACUUUCUUGGAAGCAUUCAAAAAUAUAGGUAGCUGUGUUCGUACACUAGGUUAAAAACAACAACAGAGAAGCAACAGUAUGGCAAAACCCUUAUUGGGACCAAUCUAAACAUUACAAAAUCUACUUUCUAGAAGCACUGAAAGAACUGAAACAGAUGCAUAGUUUGUACUACUGGGGAUGUGGGCAGGGUAAUCAAAUGUUUGAAUGAUUUCCACAUAAAAGUACCUGCACACACAAACCUAACAUGCUGGAGGGGGGAGGCUAGUCCUGGCUUACUUGUUUAGUUCUUCCAGCAUAUCUCAUGUGGGCCCAAACAUCUGCUCUACCAACCCAGAUGAUUUAGCCCAGCAACAACUACAUCACAUAGGAGCUCUUCCCCAGACUACCUGAAGAGUUCUCCAAAGAUUUCCCCUUAGCACACCUGGCCCAUAGCAUGUUAAUGGGUUCUUAUUGGUAGAGAUUAUACAUAAGAGCAAUACAGAGUGGCCAUGCUGCAAUUGAUUUGCUUGGGGACAACUUCAUCUGUUCCUUUCCCUGGUUGGUGGCUGAAGAAAGCAGCAUAAAUCCAAGUUCGUGUUUGUUUUCUGUACACUAUCUUGGGGGCUUUAGGUCAAAAGUUGGGAGCGAAAUCAUUGAAAAAAAUUAAAUAGGGAACUGACAAAAGUGCUGCCUAGUGUUGACAUUAUACCUGAGAAGUGAUUUCAGAAAUGUCUUCCUUUUCAAGUGGUGCUUCAUCUAUAUUCCACAUAUUUGCACGAGUAGGCUAGUUUUAUACCCAUAUUGCAGACAUAGCAGUGGCUUGCCUACAGCUACUAGUGAAACACAACUGACAUGAUGGAUGCUUGGUUUCUUGCUCACAAUUGGCCACUGCACCAUACCAGCUUUAGGGCAGUAUUCCAUGCUCAGUGGUGCAUAUAGACUACUGCCCUAGAACUCGUAUAGUGUAGUGAAUCAUCAGAAAAUUGAGUAUUGUGGACAGAAAAGGUCUGUGUUUGCCUUAAUCUUUAACUUCAGCCCAAAAGAAAAAAAAACUUUAUUGUUGAAAGGUAACAAAUUUAAAAAUAAGUUGUGAUGAAAGUGCCAUAAUUCAUACUGGUAAUAUUUUUUAAUUGUGUGCUUAAAAACAACUCUGGUCUUUUGUAAGCACUACAAGAGUAUAAUUCUUUGUGACCUAUUUUGCUGUGAUAGCAUCAGCUUAUGAAAGCUGUGUAUUAGAUUUUUAAAAUGUGGUGUAAAAAUGUGUAUUAUAGCUUUGAAUUAGCUGACUGUUUUGUAUAUAUGAAUUUUGUAAAUCUAUUAAAAUGUGACUUGUUAUUGUACUUUCUA